CGAGGAGCCCGAGCAGCCGGAGGAGGGGCAUGGAACCGCCGCGGGCCUGCUGAGCACCGGAGCGCGGGCAGCCGGCAAAAGGCACGAUGCCGGUGCAGCUGACAACAGCGCUGCGUGUGGUGGGCACCAGCCUGUUUGCCCUAGCGGUGCUGGGUGGCAUCCUGGCAGCCUAUGUAACAGGCUACCAGUUCAUCCACACAGAAAAACAUUACCUCUCCUUCGGCCUAUACGGCGCCAUCCUGGGCCUGCACCUGCUCAUCCAGAGCCUGUUCGCCUUCCUGGAGCACCGGCGCAUGCGCAGGGCAGGGCGGCCACUGAAGCUAUCCAGCGCACGGCGGCGCUCUGUGGCACUGUGCAUUGCCGCCUACCAGGAGGACCCUGACUAUUUGCGCAAGUGCUUGCGCUCAGCCCAACGCAUCGCCUUCCCAGACCUCAAGGUGGUCAUGGUGGUGGAUGGCAAUCGCCAGGAGGACGCCUACAUGCUGGACAUCUUCCACGAGGUUCUCGGCGGCACUGAGCAAGCUGGCUUCUUUGUGUGGCGCAGCAACUUCCAUGAGGCGGGUGAGGGCGAGACGGAGGCCAGUCUGCAGGAGGGCAUGGAGCGCGUGCGCACCGUGGUAUGGGCCAGCACCUUCUCGUGCAUCAUGCAGAAGUGGGGAGGCAAGCGCGAGGUCAUGUACACAGCCUUCAAAGCCCUUGGUGACUCGGUGGACUACAUCCAGGUGUGCGACUCUGACACUGUGCUGGACCCAGCCUGCACCAUCGAGAUGCUUCGAGUCCUGGAGGAGGAUCCUCAAGUGGGGGGCGUCGGGGGAGAUGUCCAAAUCCUCAACAAAUACGAUUCCUGGAUCUCCUUCCUGAGCAGUGUGCGGUACUGGAUGGCCUUCAAUGUGGAGCGGGCCUGCCAGUCCUACUUUGGCUGUGUGCAGUGUAUUAGUGGGCCCUUGGGCAUGUACCGCAACAGCCUCCUCCAGCAGUUCCUGGAGGACUGGUACCAUCAGAAGUUCCUAGGCAGCAAGUGCAGCUUUGGGGAUGACCGGCACCUUACCAACCGAGUCCUGAGCCUUGGCUACCGGACUAAGUAUACAGCGCGCUCCAAGUGCCUCACAGAGACCCCCACCAAGUACCUCCGGUGGCUCAACCAGCAGACCCGCUGGAGCAAGUCUUACUUCCGGGAGUGGCUCUACAACUCUCUGUGGUUCCAUAAGCACCACCUCUGGAUGACCUAUGAAUCAGUGGUCACAGGCUUCUUCCCCUUCUUCCUCAUUGCCACGGUCAUCCAGCUUUUCUACCGUGGCCGUAUCUGGAACAUUCUCCUCUUCCUGCUGACAGUGCAGCUGGUGGGCAUUAUCAAGGCUACCUAUGCCUGCUUCCUUCGAGGCAAUGCAGAGAUGAUCUUCAUGUCCCUGUACUCCCUUCUCUAUAUGUCUAGCCUCCUGCCAGCCAAGAUCUUUGCCAUUGCUACCAUCAACAAAUCUGGCUGGGGCACUUCUGGCCGAAAAACCAUUGUGGUGAACUUCAUUGGCCUCAUCCCUGUGUCCAUCUGGGUGGCAGUUCUUCUUGGGGGGCUGGCCUACACAGCUUAUUGCCAGGACCUGUUCAGUGAGACUGAGCUAGCCUUCCUUGUCUCUGGGGCCAUCCUGUAUGGCUGCUACUGGGUGGCUCUCCUCAUGCUCUAUCUGGCCAUAAUUGCCCGGCGAUGUGGGAAGAAGCCCGAGCAGUAUAGCUUGGCUUUUGCUGAGGUGUAACAGCCCUCAAACGGAGUGGGAAACGUGCAAUGGGCCAGGGAGGGAAGGGGAAUGGAAGAGAAAAGAUGGGGUGGGAGGGAGGGAGUGUUGUGUUUUAGUUUAAUGGUUCAAAGGACAAAUCUGAAAUGCAGAGAAUUGUGACUGUAGUAUGGCCUGAGCAGCUCUGCUCAGAGAAGGCAACACCGAUUCUUCAGGCUUAGUACAGAGGGGGCUUGUUUGUUUUCAGGCUGCUUGUCUGCUUGCCCAGCACACAGGUAGUGGAUUCUAGAUCCUACUUCCUCCCACUGGGAUCUAGAGGGAACUCCAGAAGUGUGUCAGAAGCUAAGCAGUAAGUUCCAUUCUGUGACAUCUUCUGAUAGGUAAGUGAACAAUGACAGCCUGUGGGAAGGCAUCCUUAGCCCAUCUGAACACCACAAGAAGUGGUAUGAAAAUUUCCAGAGUUCUGGGUCAGCUAGUGUCUUCUCCCUCCCCAACCCCUAACUAGUCAUCAAUGCAGUAAGAUUGUGUCUGAGAUAUAAGGCCCAGAAAUCCGAUCUUUGGGCAUCAGAAAACAGGGUCUAGGAAUGGUGCUUUAUGUGAUAUCUCCCCCUGCACAUCUCAGCAUCCCAGAGAUGUGCCAAACCAGCAGGAAUUAGCACUGAUCUGCUUCAUAGUAAAAAGGAAAGUUUGCCAAGAGGAACAAAGAUGGUGGUGCUAAAGACCACGGAUUACUUGGGUUGAAUGUAUUCCAACUGGAAACAGCUGAGCUUCUAGUUGUAUUCUAAACUUAUCUCUGACCUCUGCUGGGCAGACAAAAUGUUUUGGCCAUCUCAGAAGGCUCAAACCCCAGUGCGUUCAGAUAUGAAGCAAAGUCUUGUGUAUUUUAACCUGUACACUACUAAAUUCCUCUCAAAUUCAGCUGUGAUCUGAGGCUAGACAUCCUAUCCUCACUUCACUUUCUUCAAAGGCACAUUUACAAGUGUGUGUGGGAGGGGGAGGGGUGAAUAAAAACAGUAGUCACCUCUUCCUCAUCACCAUCAUGUCUGAGUUUCUUAAGGUGGCAACUGAGACCGAGCCUGGACUCUUAUAGUACCUUGUGCAAUAGGCAAGCCAGUUCUCUGCAUAUACAGGAAGAAUACUGAGAGUCUCUGAGCAAAGUGGUUACCAUCUUGAAAAGUAUGUGUGACUUUUGUUACUAUACUCAACAGUCAUCUCCAAUGGAAAGCUUUUUAAUGUUGCCCAAGUAAGCCCUCAAAUCCAAACUGGUUAUCUUUGAGACUGUCCAUUUUCGUCGGUGACUUCUGCAG
Molecule: messenger RNA, 3034 nt
Organism: Castor canadensis (American beaver)
Lineage: Eukaryota; Metazoa; Chordata; Mammalia; Rodentia; Castoridae
Gene: Has3
Product: hyaluronan synthase 3
Biological process (GO): extracellular matrix assembly; hyaluronan biosynthetic process; polysaccharide biosynthetic process
Cellular component (GO): plasma membrane
Molecular function (GO): hyaluronan synthase activity
Source: RefSeq, a predicted model, not a curated record